UUUCUUCGACAAGUGAAGGGCGGACGGGUGUGUGAAUUCUAGUUUAUGUAUGACAUUUUUUUCUUUUUUUUUUUUUCAUGUUAACUUUGUGAUUGAAUUAAAACUUGAAAUUAUAAUUAAACUAUAUAAUAUAAAAUAAUUAAGUUCACACAAAUUUAAACAAUAUUUAAAAUGAACAGUUGUGUACAGUGAUUUAAUAAGGAAAUAACAUAAUGUUAAGUAAUGUUUAAUAAUUAAUAAUAGUGUAAAAAUUUCUAAAACAAAAUCUCAUAGUUAUCGGCGUCCUAAGUUUUUGUGGAAAAAAAAAAAAAUGAAGCAUAUUUGCAAUUGGUCGGGAUUGUAGCCAACAAGAGCAGCUGAUAGUGAUGGCGAUCAAGUAUUACUCCUUAUAAAAAAACGAAAAAAAAAAAUUCUCCAAAGUUUGACAUAAUUAAUUGAUAAUUUAAUUAUUAACAGUUUAGUUUUUCUUGUAAUUUUUUUGUGUUAUAUUUUUUACUGAAUUUUUUAGUUGUUUAAAAUUUAUCAAUAAAUAUCAAUUGAUAGUUUAUAAUUACAAUUAUAUUGUUAAUUAAUAUAGUAAAAAUAUUAAUAACUAUAAGUGUCAAGUAAUGUUGAGUUUGGUUACUCAGGAUUGUAUGUUGUAUAAAAUUUAGCCGCCACGACAUCAGAAGAAGAUCAGGGAAAGAGGCACAAGCGUGACGCCGGAGUUACAGAUCUAUCCAGCAUCCGCAGUGCCUCAAAUUCACCCAACAUGUCAUCUGGGACAUUUGUUGAUCGAAUAGAUCCCUUUGCAAAGAGAUCACUUAAAAAAAAAUCUAAAAAAUCACAAGGUUCAUCGAGAUAUAGAAAUUCACAAGACGUUGAAUUACAACAACUACCACAAUUAAAAGAUGUUACUCCAGCAGAACAAGAAGAUUUAUUUACUAAAAAACUUCAACAGUGUUGUGUGGCAUUUGAUUUUAUGGAUCCAGUUGCUGAUCUCAAAGGUAAAGAGAUAAAACGCAGUACUUUAAAUGAACUCGUUGAAUAUAUAACAGCUGGACGAGGUGUUCUUACUGAGCCUGUUUAUCCAGAAAUUAUUAAAAUGAUAUCGGCAAAUUUAUUCAGAACAUUGCCACCUAGUGAAAAUCCAGAUUUUGAUCCUGAAGAGGAUGAACCAAUGUUGGAGUUCAAGGUAUCCUGGAGUCACCUACAAUUGGUUUAUGAAUUUUUUCUACGUUUUUUGGAAUCAUCAGAUUUUCAACCAACACUUGGAAAAAAAGUUAUUGACCAAAAAUUUGUUUUACAAUUAUUGGAUUUAUUUGAUUCUGAAGAUCCACGUGAAAGAGAUUUUCUUAAAACAGUUUUACAUCGCAUAUAUGGAAAAUUUCUUGGUUUAAGAGCUUUUAUUCGUAAACAAAUUAACAAUAUAUUUCUAAGAUUUGUUUAUGAAACAGAACACUUUAAUGGAGUUGCAGAACUUUUGGAAAUACUUGGUAGUAUUAUAAAUGGUUUUGCACUACCAUUAAAAGUAGAACACAAGCAAUUUUUAGUAAAGGUACUGUUACCUUUGCAUAAGGUUAAAUGUUUAUCAUUAUAUCAUGCACAGUUGGCAUAUUGUGUAGUACAAUUUUUGGAAAAAGAUGCAUCAUUAACAGAGCCAGUUGUACGUGGACUUCUUAAAUUCUGGCCAAAAACAUGUAGUCAGAAAGAAGUUAUGUUUCUUGGUGAAAUUGAAGAAAUUCUUGAUGUUAUUGAACCAGGACAAUUUGUUAAAAUACAAGAACCAUUAUUUCGUCAAAUAGCAAGAUGUGUAUCAUCACCACAUUUUCAAGUUGCUGAAAGAGCAUUAUAUUUGUAUAAUAACGAAUAUAUUAUGUCAUUAAUUGAAGAAAAUAAUCAUGUUAUUAUGAUUAUAAUGUUUCCAGCAUUAUACAAGAUUAGUAAAGAACAUUGGAAUCAAACAAUUGUUGCACUUGUUUAUAAUGUUUUAAAAACUUUUAUGGAAAUGAAUAGUAAGCUUUUUGAUGAACUUACUGCAAGUUAUAAAUCAGAAAGACAAAAAGAAAAAAAACGUGAAAAAGAAAGAGAAGAAUUAUGGAAAAAAUUAAAUGAAUUAGAGAUUAAUCGACGUGGUGGUGCAUUAACAUCUAAUACAACAGUUACAGCAACAACAACAUCAUCAACAACAACAACAACAUCUGUGACGCGAUCACGUCCCUGAGCUGAUGAAAAUUCAUUUAUUAUGCUGCCCAAUUGUUAGUUCUUAGUUAACAUCGAUUUGUCCAUAACACAUAAUACAUUGAAAAAAGAAAAAAAAAUAAUAAGAAUAAUUAAAAAAUAAAUAAAUAAAUAUUAAAGAAAAAUAAACAGUGUGCCCAAGGACAAAGUUAUUAUCGUUAAAUAGUAGAACAAACAAAUAAAUGGGGAAAAUCGAAAAAUAAAAAACAAAAAAAAAAAAAACAAAAAAAAAUUGAAUAAAUAAUAAAAUUAAAAAAAAAAAAAAAUCUAAUGUGUGUAUAAAGAAGAGAUAAAGGAAAAAAAAAUAAGGCGCUCUAAAUCACAAGAAGCAAAUGAUUUCUGAUAAUAUAAUUGUGUAUAUUAAUUUUGUCCACAUAAUUUCUUUUUUUUUUUCUUUUUUUGACGACAAUGUUUUACAUUUGUGACGUAUUUUUGAGCACAUAACAGUCCAAUCCCUCAUAAAAAUUUACUUGUGUCUUGCAUUAAAGAUGAUGAUCAAUGUUUAACUGCAAAAAAAGAAAAAAAAAAAACAAAUCAGUCAUUGAUUGUUGUCUGUCUAUCAAAUCAUUUUAUCUCUAAUAACUUUGUAGUAAUAAUUUUUUGAUUUAAUUACGAGUCAGCUUCUUUUUGUUUAUUUUUUUUGUUUUUUUUUUUUAAUCAAUUAUUUACAUAACUGAAUGAAAGGGUAAAUAAUCCAUAACUGUCGAUUUAUUUGUCUCCUUAAUCACACUACCAUCUCCUCAAUGAUCCAUCAACAAAUCAGUAGCGAG
Messenger RNA from Aphidius gifuensis, 2990 nucleotides. RefSeq names its product serine/threonine-protein phosphatase 2A 56 kDa regulatory subunit epsilon isoform (gene wdb). Gene Ontology annotation, biological process: signal transduction; protein dephosphorylation. Bases 752 to 2203 code for a protein of 483 amino acids. Lineage: Eukaryota; Metazoa; Arthropoda; Insecta; Hymenoptera; Braconidae. The transcript is spliced from 8 exons. The record is from RefSeq and is a predicted model, not a curated record. Gene Ontology annotation, molecular function: protein phosphatase activator activity. Gene Ontology annotation, cellular component: nucleus; cytosol; protein phosphatase type 2A complex.